This is a messenger RNA of Sorex araneus (European shrew), 813 nucleotides long. It is a transcript of the gene HOXD12, whose product is annotated as homeobox D12. The record is from RefSeq and is a predicted model, not a curated record. Lineage: Eukaryota; Metazoa; Chordata; Mammalia; Eulipotyphla; Soricidae. The transcript is spliced from 2 exons. Gene Ontology annotation, molecular function: DNA-binding transcription factor activity, RNA polymerase II-specific; sequence-specific double-stranded DNA binding. Gene Ontology annotation, biological process: regulation of DNA-templated transcription. Bases 1 to 813 code for a protein of 270 amino acids.
AUGUGUGAGCGCAGUCUCUACAGAGCGGGCUAUGUGGGCUCGCUUCUGAAUCUGCCGGCACCCGACUCCUUCUACUUCUCCAACCUGCGGCCGAAUGGCGGCCAGUUGGCCGCGCUGCCCCCCAUCUCCUACCCUCGCGGCGCGCUGCCCUGGGCCGCCACACCCGCCUCCUGCGCCCCUGCGCAGCCUGCGGGCUCCACGGCCUUCGCCAGUUUCUCCCAGCCCUACCUGGCCGGCCCCGGGGCUCUGGGCCUGCAGCCCCUGGGCGCCAAGGACGGGCCAGAAGAGCAGGCCAAGUUUUACGCACCCGACUCGGCCGCCGGACCCGAAGAGCGUGGCCGAGCGCGACCGCCCUUCACCCCCGAGGCUGCGCUGGCCCCAGGGGCCUCCGCACUCAAAGCAGCCAAGUAUGAGUACGCGGGUGCGGGCCGCGCAGCGCGGGCCUCUGCGGCUCUGCUCGAGGGGACCCCCUGCGCCGCCGGCUUCAAAGACGACGCCAAAAGCCUGCUCAACUUGAACAUGACAGUGCAGGCGGCGGGCGUCGCCGCCUGCCUGCGACCUUCGCUGUCCGACGGCCUGCCGUGGGGGGCGGCCCCGGGGAGGGCCCGCAAGAAGAGGAAACCCUACACCAAGCAGCAGAUCGCGGAGCUGGAGAACGAAUUCCUCCUCAACGAAUUCAUCAACCGGCAGAAGCGCAAGGAAUUGUCCAGCAGGCUGAACCUCAGCGACCAGCAGGUCAAGAUCUGGUUCCAGAACCGGCGGAUGAAGAAGAAGCGGGUGGUGCUGCGCGAGCAGGCGCUGGCGCUCUACUAG